Molecule: messenger RNA, 1539 nt
Organism: Paracoccidioides brasiliensis Pb18
Product: 25S rRNA (uracil2843-N3)-methyltransferase
Exons: 1
Coding region: 1-1539 (512 amino acids)
Source: RefSeq, a predicted model, not a curated record
AUGCCUCCAGUAAAUCAACGAGGAAAGGAUCGACCGAAGCCCAAGGCAAAGAGCAGCGGUAAAUCCAAAAGCACGACCAAGAGGACAAACAAUAUUGAGAGCGCCAAAAGCAAUGGGAAGACCAUGAGCAAACAUGGUGUUGCGCCAGGAAACACCUCCAUUUCUAUUGCUAAAAAUAAUGAAACGGUACUGGGAGUGACACUUCUGCCAAUUCCACUGCAGCAGCUGCUUCUGAACGUUUUCCAGUCAGGCCUUCUCUCUGAUAAAGCUUCUGCAACAGAGCCCUUGUCACGACCUUUAUCAGAACUGGUCCAGAUACUGAAGACCCAUCUGUAUCGGCGGGACUUUUUGUCUGCAUUUGCUGAUGCAAAUGAGGAGUUGCUCAAAGCAUACGCCCUACGGUGGAGUGCCGGAAGAGCUCUAGCCUAUGCGGGCAUAUUUGCAUCUGUAUGUGAAAUGAUCAUUCAGCAUCGUACCACAGUCGCAGAAACUAUUACAACCGGGAGUCAUGUUGUUUGCAUUGGAGGAGGUGCGGGAGCAGAGAUUGCGGGAUUGGCGGCAGUGUGGAGAUGGCUUCAUGAUGGGAAGAAAUCCAGUGCUGAAGAUUCCGUUAGUCUGAAUAGCGAAGAGAAAGCUGUUUCAAUAAAUGAUGCCUUGGAUGAUUUGUCAUUACGAAACGAAACACAGCUGGGGAAUGAUCCAAACGCUCGCCAAUCUGAGGAUGAUCUAGCUAGUGGUAAUUGUGACACGCCUUCCGACCGGCAGCCAUUCUCAGAGCUGUCGAUCACCGCUGUGGAUAUUGCAGACUGGUCUUCCCUUGUUGGCAGUUUGAAUAAAUCAAUCUUGUCAGAGUCCAUACCAGCGUCGAAGGUUUGUCCUGCGCCGCUGGUUCCUUUCCAAAGUACAGGGAGCCGAGCCGAUUGUGGUUUUCGCGUCUUCUUUAAGAAAGAAGACGUAUUAAGCUUGACAGGUCAAGAGCUAAAUUCUUUGCUGGUCCCACCUGGGGUUGAUAUGAAUGGCAAGACUGGCCAUAAGAAGUUGGCUACGAAACGAAACACCACUGUUCUAGUUACUCUGAUGUUCACGUUAAACGAACUUUUCUACACCUCGAUACCCAAAACAACAGCGUUCUUGCUUCAGUUAACCGAUAUGCUCUACCCUGGGACGAUACUUCUCGUUGUUGAUAGCCCUGGAAGUUAUUCAACCGUUACUCUGGGCGGUAGAAUGGAUCAUUCUACGGAGUCAUCAAACCUCGAUUCUCCCUCUUCCUCCCAGCAAGAAAGCUCAACCAAUCAAGAUAUCCACAAAGAAUAUCCAGAAGGCUCAGCAAUUACAAAGCAGCAGAGGAACUAUCCAAUGCGGUUUCUCCUCAACCAUGCGCUGCUUUCCGUCGCUGGUGGCAAAUGGGAAUGUAUUGUAUCAGACGAUUCUAGGUGGUUUCGAAGGGACACGUCUAAACUUAGAUAUCAAGUCGGGGAUGGAAUUGGCUUGGAGGAUAUGAGAUUCCAAAUCCAUGCCUAUCGACGGCUGAUGGACUAA